Molecule: messenger RNA, 1707 nt
Organism: Grosmannia clavigera kw1407
Lineage: Eukaryota; Fungi; Ascomycota; Sordariomycetes; Ophiostomatales; Ophiostomataceae
Product: WD domain containing protein
Exons: 1
Coding region: 1-1707 (568 amino acids)
Biological process (GO): regulation of DNA damage checkpoint
Cellular component (GO): nucleus
Molecular function (GO): protein binding; DNA binding
Source: RefSeq, a predicted model, not a curated record
AUGCCUGACGACGGUCUGACGGCGUUUGAGCGCCGCCGCGCCGAGAACGCCAAGGCCAACAAUGCCAUCCUCAGCUCCAUCUCCAAGACGUCGGCCAAAGUGUUUGGUGCUGCAGCCAAGCCGGCCAGGGCGCCGCGGGCCCGGUCGACCAAGAACUCUACCACUGGUUCUGCCGCGCCUGCUACAAGCACGCGUUCUCGACGCAGCCACAGCGCUGCGGCUGUCGCGCCCGUCAAGCGCGAGUCGCCCAUGCCGACGCGCCGCAGUGCCCGCGUGGCCGGCAUCGAGGCCGACGCGGACUCUUCGUCGUCGCAGAAGCGCAAGGGUGGAGAGCUGGACGGACUGCGAUACGACCUCAAUGCGGUGGCAGCGGCCGAGCGCCAGAAGCGCCAGCGCGUGCACGGCGACCUCCAGCUCAGCGACAUGCAGGUCGACGGGCGGUGGCAGGGCAGCCUCGAUGGACUCGGCAGCCUGGCUCGAGGAGCACAGCCGGGCGUGCGCACGUUCACGGACGCAGACGAGACCACAGACGCAGAUCUCAAGGCGAUCCGGCUCGAGCUCGGACGGCUCGAGCUGUACGACAAGUUUGCAGUAAAGGGUGAGUUUGUUGAUCCUUUCUUUUCGUCGCCAUUUGCUGACUUCCUAGACCUCAAACUCACAAAAGACCGCAUCUAUGCCAUGGCCUUCCACCCGACCGAGGACAAGCCGCUCGUGUUUGCCGGCGACAAAGAGGGCCGGCUCGGCAUCUUUGACGCGUCGCAAGAGCCCGACGUGGCCGUCAAGGAAGAAGAUGUCGGCAGCGACGACGAGGCUGAGGCGGCCGAGCCAGUCAUCUUGGGCUUCAAGCCGCACGCUCGUACCAUCUCAGCCGUUCACGUGCUCGACAGUGACCCGGGCUCUGUCUACACGGCCUCGUAUGACACCACCAUCCGGCGGCUCGACCUGGCUGCCCAAAAGUCUGUCGAGGUCUACGUAUCAGACGGCGCUGACGACGCGGCCAUCUCGUGCAUCGACUUUGCCGCCGAUGACCCGCACCUGGUCUACUUCGCUACGCUGUCCGGCCUGCUGGGUCGCCACGACCUGCGUCUGGCCCCAACCACGGCCGAUCGCUGGCCCCGGCUGCACGACGGCCACAAGAUCGGCGGAUUCUCACUGUCUCCGCGCCAGCCGCACCUCAUCGCCACCGCCAGUCUCGACCGCACGCUGAGGGUGUGGGACCUGCGGAAGAUGGUGACGAGCGAGGACGAGGAUGGCACCACAAAGUUGCGGCCCGCCCUCCUGGCCACCGACCCUGCACGGCUGUCCGUCUCUCACGCUGCCUGGAGUCCGGGUGGUCACGUGGCCACAACGUCCUACGACGACACCGUGCGCAUCUACGACGUCGCCGGCGCGGCCAGCUGGGCGCCCGGCAAGGCGCUGGACGACGACGUGCUCACGCCGGCCCACCGCAUCGCACACAACAACCAGACCGGCCGCUGGGUGACGAUCCUCAAGCCGCAGUGGCAGCGACGGCCGCCUGGCGGCAUCGACAAGUUUGCCCUCGGAAACAUGAACCGGUUCGUCGACGUGUACGCGGCCAGCGGCGAGCAGCUCGCACAGCUGGACGGCGACGGGAUCACGGCCGUGCCGGCGGUGGCACAGCUGCAUCCGAGCCGCAACUGGGUGGCAGGAGGGAACGGCAGCGGGAAGCUGACCUUGUGGAUGUGA